GUGCUCAGCACCCUCAGUCACAUCACCAUCACAAUGUCUUUCCUCCGCAACGUCAAGAACCUUGCCCCCCUCCUGGACCGCGUCCUGGUCCAGCGUGUCAAGCCCGAGGCCAAGACCGCCUCCGGUAUCUUCCUCCCCGAGAGCAGCGUCAAGGAGCAGAACGAGGCCAAGGUCCUCGCCGUUGGCCCCGGUGCCGUCGACCGUAACGGCCAGCGCAUCCCCAUGGGCGUUGCUGUCGGCGACCGUGUCCUCAUCCCCCAGUUCGGUGGUAGCCCCAUCAAGGUUGGUGAGGAGGAGUACACCCUCUACCGCGACUCUGAGAUCCUCGCCAAGAUCAACGAGUAAAUUGGACUAGCCAAAUAAUGUCCAACGUCUUGUUGUCUUUUGUUUUUCCGGAUGUUCGAAGCCGCCUAUAACGUGUAUUAUACCUCCCUUUUUCCGCAAAAUCAUGAGCCUCAGCCAUUCAGAGCUUCCUCAUUCGAAAAAAACUCUCCCCAUUAAAAAAGGCCCGAUAACACGCUAUGGAGAGCUUUCCCUAGUGUUAGCGUUGGGUCCUAUCACCUGUUCUGCUGCGCAUUUAUUGCCGAAAGCGUGAAAUGACUGUUUUUGCAUACCACACGAUGUACUUUUGUCGCCUGUCAACUACUUUGCUCUCGUCGUGUCUGGAGGUGUUUGUCGCGAUGAGAGUAUGUAAUACGAUAUGAUAAUCUCCUCUCU
Aspergillus aculeatus ATCC 16872 is the source of this 717-nucleotide messenger RNA. Its product is annotated as GroES family chaperonin. NCBI's taxonomy places the organism in Eukaryota, Fungi, Ascomycota, Eurotiomycetes, Eurotiales, Aspergillaceae. Gene Ontology annotation, molecular function: metal ion binding; ATP binding; protein-folding chaperone binding. Gene Ontology annotation, cellular component: mitochondrial matrix. Bases 34 to 345 code for a protein of 103 amino acids. The record is from RefSeq and is a predicted model, not a curated record. The transcript has 4 exons.